AUGCUAAAGGGAUCACACCACGGCUACGACGUCAACUUCUACGGGAGGAAAUACAACACCGCCUAUGUGACAGAGGACGGCUACAUCGGAUUCGACGCCAACGUGGAUUACGAGCAUUUUAUUUUCAAAGAUGGAGCUCGUGAUAUCAACCUUGAUUUCCCUUUAAUUGCGCCUUAUUAUUUCGACGGAGAACACAUCACAAAUGAGUACCAGGGACAUAUCUACUACAGACGUGUAUUUGCUAAUACAAGCCAGAGCUUUCUCGCUGAGCUACAGUACUACAUGCUGAAUGCUACAGUUGGCACGGCGACCUUCAAACCUGAUGUAGCUCUGGUGGUUACUUGGGAAAACGUUACUGAUAAGUUGCAGGUUGAGAACGGACAAUGUGAUGGAAUUACUAGCAGUCCUUGUAAGAGCGCCACAUUCCAGCUAGUUUUGGUGGCCUGUCCCAUGCAUACAUUUGUUAUCUUCAACUAUCUCUGGCUGGAUAUUCCCCACAAACCGUAUUACCAAGCUGGCAUCAACGGAGGUCAUGGCGUCGGAUGGACUCCGGUGUGUGACGGAUGUAAUACCCAAGAUCUUCCCCGGACAAUCGGAAGUGACGUCAUGGGGAGAUUCAUAUUUAAAGUUUCAAAAGAUACCAUCGAACGAGGCGGAUGCACUAGUAGUAGAAGCGCUAUACAGAUUGUUCCAACAGUCGUCGGAAUGUUAGGGGGUGAGCUCCUGGACAUUUCCGGUCCAUGUCUGGACAAUUCCGUGGUUGUCGUGUGUCGGUUCGGGACUGGCGAGACAGCAGUAACCUCCCAGGGGUUCAGGUUUAACUCCAUGAGGUUGAAGUGCCCGGUGCCGAGACUCACAGAGAGAGGGUCAGUGACGGUGUCCGUGUCUACAAACGGAGCUAACAGCUUUUCGGGACAAGCCGACAUAUACGUCGUGUUACCAGCUGUCGUUGGUAAAAGUUUGUCCCUACCGGACAAUUGGUACGGUGUUAACGCCGACAGUCUCACCAUGAGCUGGGACCCUGCAGCACUGUCAACUGACCCGGGGGUCAAGGUCGACAUCCGACUUGUAGGAUACUCGGAAACAGACACAGAUGUCAGUUGGAAGGUGCUAUCGAAAUUUGCAACAGGGGUCGACAACUCCGGCACAUACACCAUCAACCCAUCUGAUUAUCAGUGUUUUCCAUCUGACUGCGACAUCUACGAGGCCGCCGUCGUUGAGGUUGAACUGCAGAAGGAAUUCGUACGCCUGGCAAACAACAGAACAGUGAUGAAUUCGGGACCUGUCGCCACUGGCUGGUACAUCAACAGCGACAUGACCCGUCGUUAUGGCAACGAUUGGCCCCAGCAACGCUGCAUGCGGUGGUACAACAGUGACCGACUGUCCAUGGACUGGCUUGACCAGCUACUCCAUUGUCCAUGCAACGUGGAUCAAGCCCUGGCGGACUUCGGACGAUUUCAAACCGAUUUGUCCUGCAGCAUGUUCUCUAAAAGUCCAACUAACUGUUAUUAUCAUCGUGCAACUGGUCAACGCAGUGCGGCCCAUUGUGUGCGGUCUGUUCAGCCCUCGUCAGCGGGAGCGGGCAAUCAAUGCUGCUACGACGCAUACGGUCUUCUCAUGAACGCUGCCGACACCUACCAAGGUAGCACCCCUGACCGCAGCCACGACUGGGGCGCCGCCCCCUACAACGAACCCGGCCGUGUACCCUCAUUUUCCCACUGGAUCAAGGAUGUGGUAACUUUUUACUACUGCUGUCUGUGGACCGAGUACAGCCACUGUAAUUACUACAUGGACCAGCGGGCUACCCGCGACUGUAACGGGUACACUCCUCCUAGAGCAGCCAUAGCUUACGGCGACCCACACAUCACGACAUUUGACGGAAAGCUGUACAACUUUGGUGGCAAGGGAGACUACUACCUGGUAAAGUCGGACCAGUUUUCUCUCCAAGGGAAGUUCACCAUGGGGCAACAAACACAUGUUAAUGGCACCUUUAACGCCACGGUGCUGACGUCAGUGGUCAUGUCCGACGCAGUAGCUUCUGGAACCACUGUGGAGAUCCACUUAGCUCCUUCUGGUCUCAACAGUGGCAGGCGUCUCGAUGUCUUUGUCAAUAAAAAACUCAAACUGUUUGAUCAACAAGGCUUGUUUAAACAGGAUUUCGAAGGGGGUGUCACUGUUGUCAACGUUGCUAUUGACCCCGACGACAACCGUCACGACAACUUCACUGUCAUCAUGAAGUCGGGAGUUGGGGUGCAAGUAGCCGUAGCUAACAGACUCCUUCACGUCAUCGUCAACAUGCCGCCUAACUUCAAGAACAAGACCCAAGCGCUAAUGGGGACGUGGAACGGCGUCGUCGGUGACGACUUCACCCUAAGAAAUGGACAAAGUAUCGACAUUUCAUCAUUACCACAGACUGUAUACCAACAGUUUGCCAAGACCUGGAAAUCACCAAGCAUCGAAUCCAUGUUUCAACAUCCCACCGAAGCCGAUGACGCUUUUGUUCCCGUGUAUAACCAGCCCCAGAUACCCAGUAGAUCAAGCUUUUCACGUGCAGACCUUGACCACACGUGUGGCGACAAUGUGGCGUGCCGCUUUGACUACGCCGUCACCGGAAAUAGAGACAUUGCAAAUGCAUCCAAGAUGGCAUCGAGAUGGUUCUCCGAGUUACAGAGCUUUCAGAAACCGGCCUUGUCUUGUGGCCUGCUCGAUGUUGCAUACGCCUCCAAAGACAACUAUAACUACUCAGUGGGAAACACCGUCACUGUCACAGGCUGCCGUAACGGCGGCGACCUCAGCGGCGACACAACCUACGUUUGCUCCGCCGACUUCGGUGACCCCAAAUGGACGCCCUCGGUGUCUGCACAAUGUAGUGGUGCCUCAGACAAAGCCAGUAUCGGACCAAUAAUCGGUAUUGUUGUCGGUGUUGUUAUUGCCGUUGCUGCCGUUGUCAUCAUUGUUGUUGUUAUCGUAAAACGUCGAAAGAACUCGGAUCGUAAGGAAAGCAAAAAAGAAGAACCGGAGGUUGAAGAAGGCCAAAAAGACGCUAUGAUGAGUGACCUGAAGAAGCGGGAGUCGAAUGGUUCCGACAAGAACGAAUAACAUACAUGGGGAGCUCCGAGUGUGACGAACAAAGAAGCAGGAGUGGUUAUUGCUUGAAAACAUUCAAGUAUGUUCUGAAGACAAAAGGACACACACUUAUCCCCACGCCCACAACAGUUUUCAUACAUAGUGUAACAGGGACAUAAGUGAUGGGUGAAAAAAGACGGUCAGGUUUUUGUGUAGUUUUCAUAUAUUUAGAUUUCAUGUCUGAAAGGAGGAUCAUACUUUCAGAUAUAUGUCCAUUCUGGUACUAAUGCAACGUCCAUGGCAACUAGAUGUGGCUGUAUGUAUUUAACCUGAAGAAAGCAAAAGUCUUUAAGAAUAUUUCAUCUAAUUUCUCCUUAGGAUUUGUGGUUAGGUUAUGCCAAUCUUUCAGGAACAUAUGAAUGCACGGGGACGUAACUACUGGUAGCGUGGGUCACCGAAUGUUUUGGGCAUCUUAACGCUGAAUUACCCAUGACCAGGUUUUCAUAAUUAUAUUCCAAUUAGAGAUGAUAGAAAAGAAAUUGCAUUUUCCGCUCGAAAUAUUUUGAGCCCUUAUAAAUUUAGUAAACUUUACUAAAUAGUUUAUGUUUAUCAUUCGAAAUAGUAACAUGUUUGGUAUGGUAAGUACUUCAUGUGUAUCCGAUAACAUGUGUAUGACGUAUCAGAUUAAAACAACAAUGCAUUUCUUACCUAGCCAAGACAUAAAACAAUGUUUCUUUCCUGCCUAGUUUCUUACAUGCUGAACUCGGAGUCUAUCAAAUAUAUAUUAAUACAUCAUCGCAGUGGCUCUGUGACAACUUCCCAGCACUAAUGCCAGUGCCUUCACGUUACAAAUGGUCAUGUGUACAAGUACAUGUUACGUGUGGAUUAUGCGCGAUGUGAGAGGGGAUGAACGUUCACUGUGUGUCAAGUAGCUUAUAGGAUUUAAUUGUAAUUCUUUGCCGUUGAAGUGGAAAAUAUAUUAGGAUUGCCAUAGCGUUGAAGAAGGAUCACACGUGCAAUGUGUUGAGAGGAGAGACUGUAAAUUGCUUGCAUAAUAGAAGUACUGCUUGUAGAUAGAUAAGGGAACGUUCAUAAUUUAUGGCUAGGGGAAGGGGGGGCUGAUGAUGAUGAUUUUUAUAGAGAAGCAUGUACAAUGUAAAUGACCCACCUUAAAGUACACGUACAAAAUAAGUGAUCCCCCUUCCCAUAAUUUCUAAGCAUAAUUUUAAACAUAAUUUUAUAUACAAAAUUGCUGACCACCCUAGUGAUGUGUACACAAUUGAUGACCCCCUAGCUCCCCAGAACAAAAUGGGUGCCCCCUAAGUCAUCAUCAUCACCCCCACCCCCACCUUCCAUAGCCAUAAAUUAUGAACGGUCCCCAAAUACAUGUCCUUGCAAUCACGGUAUUGUAAACACGGAGCUGGACAUGACAGUUUGCAUUGUAUUAAUAUGUACACGAUACAUCCACGUUUUUCAAAUGAUUAUUGUAGUUAGUACAGGUCCUCUAUACAUAUUGCUUUUUAAAUCUAUGGAUAACAUAUUGUAUGAAACGUUUUUCCUGUAAAUGACUUUACAUGAACGAGAAUUUAAAUAUCUUUGAUAAAUUUAGUUGUAUUCAUUUUAUCAUACAUGUAGCUUUAGAAUGGAACGUGUUCUUAGUAAUUUCAGCAAUGUCCUUGGAGUUUGUUUGCAAGGCGUGGAGUUCGCGAUUCUAUUUGUAUCACCAUGGUUACACGUCACAACUCUUUUUGGCCUACUUUGAGCUCAAGUUUAUAUAACAUAUCAGAUUCAUUAUCAUUUACUCUGUCAGUUUCAUAUCAUAUUUGUACUCUCCAUAUGUCAUGUAACAUCACAUUUCCCAUGUAAUAUAUGAUACCUUUAUAUACCUUUUUUACAAAAAAAGUGUGUACGUUUGCACAUCAGAUUUAGACAUAGAGUAGGCUUUGUGUAAUUCGACACUGGUCUGGAUUGGGGAAAUGUCGGAUAAAACAGAUGUCACAUUAGAGAGAGUCUUAACCCUCGUGUGGCAGCAAGCAUGACAUGAACGUUUUUAUAUGAUAAUGUUAGGGACUGUGCCUGGACCAAAACGUAGAUAGUCAACUGAGCUUUUUUAAUCUUUAUGCAGUUUUUACAAUAAAAAAAAAGUGAAAUCUAGCAUCAUUUGUCCGAUUCUUACGAAUACUCAUUCAAGAAUCUAGCAUAUUGUAAACAUUAUAAACAUACUUUUGGUUUUUCUGAAUAUUAAAUGUCAGCGCUGGAGAAGAAUCAGAUUAUCCGACAAAGUAGAUUCCAUUGGUCGUAAAAGGCAAAAUGGAUGUGAAAGGGAUAUGAAUGGAUCAGUGAUGACACCAGGUAUUUGCAAAAAAACCCGGUGAACAUGUCCUAGGGAUUAGCAUAGUCAGGUAGAUGUCUUGCUUUGAAAUAUUCAAAA
Haliotis rubra (blacklip abalone) is the source of this 5497-nucleotide messenger RNA. RefSeq names its product sushi domain-containing protein 2-like. The transcript has 17 exons. The record is from RefSeq and is a predicted model, not a curated record. Lineage: Eukaryota; Metazoa; Mollusca; Gastropoda; Lepetellida; Haliotidae. The coding region runs from base 1 to 3099 and encodes 1032 amino acids. Gene Ontology annotation, biological process: cell-matrix adhesion.